AUGGCGGCUAGCUUCAUAAUCAAUUGCUCAUGCCCUGAUCUCCUGUGCUUCUUGCGCCUGACCGUGCAGAUCAUCCCGACCCACUUCCAGCGCCGGCUACCGGCGAGGCACGCGGCGGUGGUGCUCCGGUGCUGCGGGAGCUCGUGGAUUUUCAUGAGCUACUGCGGUGACACCAAGCUGAAGAGACUCGACCAGGGCUGGGCGGACUUCGCCGUCCAGAACCGGCUGCAGGUCGGCGAUGCGUGUGUGUUCGAGCUGGUGUCCGGGUAUGCUGGAGAUGGCGGCAACAGGGAGGUGGUGCUGGAGGUGCAGGUGCUUCGAGGUGGUGGCCUGCCGGAGCCUGAGGAUCUCGCCACCAAAGGAGACACCGCCGAGGAGGCCAUCGCCAUCUUGGACUAG
Molecule: messenger RNA, 399 nt
Organism: Triticum aestivum (bread wheat)
Lineage: Eukaryota; Viridiplantae; Streptophyta; Magnoliopsida; Poales; Poaceae
Product: B3 domain-containing protein Os06g0112300-like
Exons: 2
Coding region: 1-399 (132 amino acids)
Molecular function (GO): DNA binding
Source: RefSeq, a predicted model, not a curated record